Ilex paraguariensis (yerba mate) is the source of this 296-nucleotide messenger RNA. The record is from the annotation of a GenBank genome assembly. NCBI's taxonomy places the organism in Eukaryota, Viridiplantae, Streptophyta, Magnoliopsida, Aquifoliales, Aquifoliaceae.
AUGGGUCAUGGUCGUGGUCGUCGGUCGAGUUUGAUGGGAAAAGAUGGCUUGGACUUAGAGGCGACGUUAAGUAUGGUGAGACCGAAGAUGAAUCAGAAACUUGGACGAGGGAAGCAACCCACAGGUACUCCAUCAUUAGCGUGGUCAUGUGCUGUCGUCAUUGUUUCGAUUCUCGCCGGUGCCUCCGUCGUCCACAACAUCUACAAGCCUAACUUGACUUUACCACCAGUAGAAGGUGCUGAUGGGACCAAGGUCAAGCCACCUGAUAAGAAAUAAGUUUUUUUUUUUUUUUUUGU